Molecule: messenger RNA, 4802 nt
Organism: Lepisosteus oculatus (spotted gar)
Lineage: Eukaryota; Metazoa; Chordata; Actinopteri; Semionotiformes; Lepisosteidae
Gene: tnfrsf9b
Product: tumor necrosis factor receptor superfamily, member 9b
Biological process (GO): regulation of cell population proliferation
Molecular function (GO): signaling receptor activity; protein binding
Source: RefSeq, a predicted model, not a curated record
AAUUAUUUUUAGAAGGGGGAAGUUAAUGGACACUGUAUUGCACGGAGACAUCGGGGCGUCCCGGCUCCCGGAGCCAGUUUAUUAUGAGAGACGAUCCGGCCGCAAAGCAAACAGGAAUAAAGAGACAAAAACUCAAAAAGUAGCCUUUAAAACCGUCACACAGCGUCAGAUAAUGAGAUAUAAAUAAAAGCUGUAAAAGGUAGGGAACUUCCAUUUACACUAUACGGUAGAGACACUCCGCAGUUUCACUUUCGUUAGUGGUGAUGAGCUGCAGGUCAUUUGCAACAGUUAUUUCUCCUUAUUUUUAGACUCUCCGAUGGUACCUGUCAAGAACGCGGACUGUUUCUGACUGCAGGGCAAAAACUGCGACGAGCAAGCUUGCUUUUCUGACAAGACCCGGAGUUUGCAGGCGUUUCUUGUUUCGUCAAACGUACAACACAUACUGUGUGGGUUUUAAUAUGCCAGAAAUUUCCAUUGAUGAGGUUGCGUUACACAUGCUAAAACCAGACUUCGGAACGCGUUCUUGCUAGUUUAUAAUACGAAAUUCAAUGUGUGUCAGCAACACAAAAGCAUUUAUUUAUACCACCGCCCUGCUGCGCAUUUAAAUAGGGAAAGUGAACUGUAAAACAGCAUGCAAAUGGUUAUUUUGAAAAUGUAUGUACAAAACCGGGCUUACAACGAGGAAAGCGCCCCUUGAAGUGGUAUUGGCUUUAAGGGAAUGAAGUAUACCGCCAGCUACGAUAAUGUACCUAAAAAAUAAAAAGUCCCGAGAGAGCAAUACUUCCCACGGUCAGGAGUAACUCAAUAAUAUUAUUGAGGGGGAGGGGUAGCAGCAUUUCCAGUAAAGAAAACGCAUCAAGGUAAAGCAAAUCAUCUACCAAAAAGCGGGGGAAUUUAAAAAGAUUGUACAGGUUGUAGUUGAAGAUUAAAGCGUGCUUCUGUUGUCAUUUAAUGGCAGCGUGUCCUGAAAACUGGGCUUUCCCGAAGAAGCACGGCCUAAUUUGCAUAGCCCCGCCCCUUCGUAUUAAACCAAUGACGCCACGAGGUCAUGCCGUCAUACCAAGAGUGAACAGCUUUGCUAGCGGUCAUUACUCUGGAGCUGCUUCUUCCCUGCUGAGUGCACCUUUCGUUUUUAUUUAUUUUUUUAAACAUCUGUCCACGAUCUUUGUGAGGAGAGCGACCCCCCCACCCCGCACCAGACAGUCACCCCACCUGCCAGGACCUGCCUCUUUAUCUCGGGAAGUGGCAAGCAAGCCCGCACGUGCGCAGUCGGGAUUCUCGGAGCGCGGGAGGGGUACGGAAUGCGGAGCAGCGACAUGGGGGUGACCUGGGGGCUCCUGCUGCACCUGCUGGCGGCGGUGGUCCUGCUCACGCGCGGCCGCGCGGAGGACGUGGGCUGUAAGAAGUGGACACCCAGUGAGAAAGACCAAGGCCAGGUGUGCUGUGAAGAGUGCCACAGAGGGCACCAUCUGUCCUACCUCAAAUGUGGGCGCGAACCCAAGAACCUGUGCCUCCCGUGUGAGAAGAACACCUACGCGCCCUCCAGCUCCUGCAACUUCUGUCUGAAGUGUUCCACCUGCACAGGUAAACAGCAAGUGAAAGAAAACUGCACAGCAGACAAGAACACCGUGUGCACGUGUGUGGAGGGGUACCGCUGUGGAGAUGAGCAUUGCUCAUACUGCGUCAAGGAGUGUGGGAAGGGCGAGGAGCCAGUUAAAAGGACCUGCCAGCCUUGUCCCCACGGGACCUUCAACGACCAGAUGCAUAGGGAGUGCAGGAAAUGGUCCCAGAGCUGCAAUAAUAGCCAGGUGAUUGUUCAAGAAGGCACGGACAAGACUGACAUUGUGUGCGGACCCCCUCCAGUCACAGUGAUGUCGACGGCCAGUCCCAGCAUCAUCACCCUGCCUUCAAUCCCAAGACCAGAUGGAACAGAGAGACUCGCAGCCCUGAUAGCAGCCAUGUGUCUGGGCCUGGGCGCCUUCAUCAUGGUCACCAUCUGCAUCCUGGCCAACCGCAGGAAAGGCAGCAAGGAGCCCCUGCCAGAGUCUUCCCAGCGUGCCGUGCGAGAGGAGGAGGACUGCUGCAGCUGCCACGGCCCCCAGCAGGAGCAGGGCAGCAGCAUGGAGUCGGUGGACUCCGAGACCAAGCUGGUGUGACGGGGCGAGGCUGGCAGGGACCAAGUGGGCAAACUGGAAUUUCUCCCCGCCCCCUUCCACUGUCCUUACUGGGUCGAGCUGGGCUGUGCGUCAGGGAGCAAGGUCGAGGUAGAUCCGGACCAGACGUGUGUGUGCGCGUGCGUGCGUGCGUGCGUGUUUCCUCACUGAUGUGGCAGGUGACCGUGUUCCAGCCACGAGUUUCACAGGUUGAGCUUGGGCUACACCAUGCGCCACACCUUAUGGACUUCCUCGUACCGGCUCUGUCUGGACAGCUUGUAUGCAGGAUUGGUGCUUCUACCUGAUCCUUUCAGGUCAAGAGAAUUGCUCUGUGGACAGUGGGCGGGGAGAUUCAACAGGAUUUCAGAAUUGUUCAGCUUGUGUUCCUGUGCAGUAGGGGGUGGGGUAAGAGUUCCUGCUGGUAGUACUGAACUCCUCUAAUAUUUAUUGCAAUACUAAUGUAGCCAAAAAAUGUACCCUGUCUUCUUCUCCUCUCCUGGAGGGCGGCUGUGUCCACAGGUUUUCACUGCAGCUCGGCUCUUAACCAGGCAUUCGACCUCAUUCCUGGCCUCGGUAGAGCAGUGCAGCAGCUGCUCCUAGCUCUUCAGGAGCUGCUCAUUUAUAGCAAGAUAGAAAUCCUGCAGGACUGAAUCCCAGUCCUGGAGGUGGGCAGCCCUGUUUUAGGAGUGUUACUGGGGACUUUGACUCUUGACUGGUGCUUCUUACAAUUUACAGUUUAAAAGGCAUAAGCAGUCAGCUACCCUGAAGCAGAGUUGCCCAUAACAGAUGAAACCAUCUUCUUCACGUGCUGAAUUUAUUUAAGAAACUGCGCUGUCGUACUUUAAUGUGCUUUGGACUCCCUUAUUCCACAUUCAAGGGCACAACAUAAAGUUUUGUAAGUUCAUGCAUUUGCAUUUGCAUUUGAAACACUGUGAAUUUUGACAUGCCAGUACCACUCACUAAGGAUUUAAUCAGCCACAACCAGCAAAGAUAAGCCUGAUUCCAAUUUUAAUUACCAGCCAGUUAAAUGAGAAGCAGUUUUUUUAAUCAUUUGUUGUAUAAGGUAGACUUUCUCCUGUCCUUAGUGUAGGAACAUCCGUCCUUUCUGAGAGUCCUAGCUGAGUUCCUAACCUGCAUUCCAAAGGCACACGAGUCCAGAAGCUCUGUAGUUAAAGUUCAAUGUACUGAAUGCCUGUCCUGACCCUGACAUUCUAAUUAUUGUUUUAAGUGGAGUAACGUUUGGAUAAUGGCCGAGACCCUCGAUGUGCUGAUUAAAUCGUUUUUCGACUUGAUGGACCCUGUUCAUCAGGGUGUGACCUUCUGGUUACUGCCACCUCACAACUGUGAGCAGGAGGAGGAGUAGAGAAAACCACGAACAGGCGAGUUUGGGUAGAGCUGUGGGGGGGAAAAAGAAGUCUCGAGCACAGCUUAAAACUUCGUAUCACCAUUUCAGAUAAACCACACCUCACAGUUUUGUUGUGCAUCCUGCUGAGACACUAUCUCAUUUCUGAGUGUGGUGAUUAACACUGCAGCACCUAACUGUAUUUUUAUCACUUUGUCUACUACGGGGAAGGAGCUGAUAAAGUAUCUCUGUAGGUACUGCGAGGAAAGCAUAGUCGUCCUACAAGUUUUACUGGAUUGGAAAUGGAGUUUCCACUUUUCUAAGUACUAUAAAUCAGGGUUAAGACAAAGGCGUCAAGAAAUUGAAAAUGUGAGCUAUUAAUAGAAUGUGUACUAUUCAGUGGUGGGUUUUUUUUAAGAGGCGGGGAAUGUCUCAGUUUUGCACUGCACUGAAAAAAGGAAAGCUUGAUCAGUACACUGUUUCCAGUCAGAGCUACAUGUCUUGUCAAUACCCUGAAGCCAUCAGCCGAGCGCAGGGCUGGCUGUUGGCGCUGCCAGCCUUCCCGCUGCCCUGUCAGCUCAGCACGUGCGCAGGCAGCGCUGGGGUGGGCGGGGAAGCUGGAAACCACAAGCCGUCUCCUCAGCGCGAAGGCUUCCUGGCUCUGCGUCACAUUCGCCCGUGCAUUUCAGCAUUCCUGAAACACGCCCUGGGGCUGGGGUUCCCCCUGAGCACGGACACGGGGCUCCGGCCAUGUUCCGGAGGGGACUCCUUUCUGAGGGAUGUUUUGGUGAUGAUUGGACGCUGAAGUGUCAGGGUGUUUAGCCACGGUUAAAUGAGGGAUACCUCCACUGACCGAAAGGGGCAGCUGGCUUAUGAUUGGAGAACCGGAACAGAAGUGCCAGGAAUGGUCACCAUUUCCUGCAAAUCUGAGGGUUGGAAUCUGGAUGGGUCUGCAGGUAGUUGUGCAAGAUCUACAACCGAGUGAAAUGUAAUGGACAGAAGCGUCGUACACAAGCGUUGUUUUUCCAAUUACUCGUCACGGGAGCAAUUCCCAACUGUAGCCGCACAGAAGCUUGACAGGGCAUGACACUCAUGCAGAUGGCAGACAGUUACACAAUGGGAUUGUAUUAGGACAGGCCUCUGGUUGUUCAGAACAGGUUGUUCUGUAUUACCCUCCAGGUGUGGGGUUUGGGUUUCAGCCCUGUUGUACAAGCAGGAAAUGACACUUUGGAAUACACUUACAGUAUUACAGCUCAUAAUGCGAUUUCCCCACUUAUCCUCAUGUGAAACCUAAUCCAUCCUGAGCA